AUGUUAUUUCAUUCAUCAACUAUCUUAUUCUCAACUUCUCUUAUCUUACAAUCUGUUGUUUCUUUAACUUUACCAAGUGAAUUUAUAAAACAAUCAACUCCAACACAGUUACAUUUUAAAGAACCAUCUUCUAGUUUAUCAUCUAAUCUACAUGAUGAUGAUGAAGAAAACAAUCAAGAGAAUUUAAAACAAGCUGCUAUUCAUGCAAGAGAGUUAAUUCAAUAUAGAUCAAAAGGUGUUGGAACUUUAAUAAGUACUUUUCCAAAAGAUCAUCCAGAUGAAUCACUCCAAGGCCUACCAAUCGGUCUCCAAGAAUACUUUGCACCCUACCCCAACGGAGACUUACUCCUACUCUCACUUCCCAUCUCCAACAUCUACCAUAACAUCGAAACAGACGUACCAAACCAUUCAGCAACACUUUCAAUUAAAGACGAAUUAGCUUCAAUCCAACGUCAAUCUUCUUUAUGGUCAGCUAAUUGGAGACGGAUCUCUUUGUUUGGUAAACUUGAACCGAUUGAAGAUCUUAAAGAAGCUAAAGAGUUAUAUGAACGAUUUCAUCCUGAUUCAACACUUUGGGAUGGGAAUGAUGAUGAUGCUCCACAUGUAUCUAAAUGGGUUAGGUUUAAAGUUGAAAAAGUAUUUUAUUUUGGUGGGUUCGGUGAUCGUGGUGCGAUUGGUUGGUUAGAUAUGGAACACUUUAAGAAUGAUUUCAAAAACACACCUCAAGCUGAAACUCGUUCUAGAUGUUUUCAUCCUGAAGGUCAAAAUUUGUAUUGUGAUCAACCUAACUUAGGACCUGAAAUUACUCAGAUUGAAGAAGUUGAAACUGAUCAAGAUCUCGAAGAUGAUCAAGAAGAAUAUGAGAUUGAAUUAUGGGAAGAAUUAGAUGAACCUGUCAUCACACAAAUCAUCAACAACAAUUAUAUUACUCAUCACCAUCAUCACCAUUACCGUAGCGCAGCACCCUCUUCAAUUGCAAGCAGACCUUCUGGAUCUAAUGAAAUUCUCGAAGCAAUUGAAGAAGCAGUGACAGAGAUGCGUGAAGAAUUGAUGGAAAUGACGGAUGAAAUGAUGGAAAUGACCGACGAGAUGAUGGAAAUAGCAGAUGAAAUGAUUGAAGAAAAUGAAGAUGAAUCAGAAGAGGAAGAAUCGGAUGAGAUCUUUUCAAAAGAAGAUGAAGAUGAAGUAGAAGAAUCUCAAGAUCAAGAAGAAACAGAAGAAAUUGAAAAUGAGAUGUUAGACAAAGCGUUUAAAUCAAUGGGAUUAAUUGAAAUCUUAGAUGAUUUUGUUGAUUUAACUGAAGUAGAUGAACAUCACGAUCAACAACCAACAAAAGAAGAUCAAGAAAUUGAAGAUGGGGUUAAGUUUGAAGUUGAAAUUUAA
This is a messenger RNA of Melampsora larici-populina 98AG31, 1383 nucleotides long. RefSeq lists its product as uncharacterized. The transcript has 5 exons. Bases 1 to 1383 code for a protein of 460 amino acids. NCBI's taxonomy places the organism in Eukaryota, Fungi, Basidiomycota, Pucciniomycetes, Pucciniales, Melampsoraceae. The record is from RefSeq and is a predicted model, not a curated record.